This is a messenger RNA of Asparagus officinalis (garden asparagus), 342 nucleotides long. RefSeq lists its product as uncharacterized. NCBI's taxonomy places the organism in Eukaryota, Viridiplantae, Streptophyta, Magnoliopsida, Asparagales, Asparagaceae. The coding region runs from base 1 to 342 and encodes 113 amino acids. The transcript has a single exon. The record is from RefSeq and is a predicted model, not a curated record.
AUGCGAGCGAGCUCAAUAAACAAGGAGAGGUUGAAUUCUACGAGCGAACUCAACAAUUGGGAGUGGUCGAGCUCUACGAGCGAGCUCAAUGAACAGGGGAGAUUGAGCUCUGCGGGCGAGCUCAAUAAACAGAUGAAGUUGAGCUCUACUGGAAAGCUCAACAAACAGGCGGGGUUGAGCUCUACGGGCGAGCUCAAUAAGGAGGCAAAGUUGAGCUCUACGAGAAAGCUCAACAAACAGGAGAACCUGAGCUCCAUGGGCGAGCUCAUCAGGGAGGUGAUUGGGCUCUAUGGGCGAGCUCAACAAAUAGGUGAGGUUAAGCUCUACGGGAAAGCUCAAUAA